Molecule: messenger RNA, 2352 nt
Organism: Heterostelium album PN500
Lineage: Eukaryota; Evosea; Eumycetozoa; Acytosteliales; Acytosteliaceae
Gene: vps52C
Product: Vps52 / Sac2 family protein
Exons: 6
Coding region: 1-2352 (783 amino acids)
Biological process (GO): Golgi to vacuole transport; retrograde transport, endosome to Golgi; endocytic recycling
Cellular component (GO): GARP complex
Molecular function (GO): syntaxin binding
Source: RefSeq, a predicted model, not a curated record
AUGGGUACACCAUUUAAACCACCACCUUUUAUGAAACAGCAGAGUAGACAAUUGAUGAUGUCACUCAAAAAAGGCAGAGAUGAAAUCGAUGUAGAUGAACUUGGUGAUCUCGACAUCACAACUAUACUUGGAUCAGAGAUUGACGAUCAACCCAUAUCACAAGAGGAUCAAGAUCGUGUAAAAGAAGCACUCAAGAAAGGAUUGGAUCUGAGAGAGUACUCUCAUUCCGUUGAAUCGGAAUUGAAUCAGUUAGAUAAAUUAACGGUUGCCGAUUAUUUCAAUGAAAGAGAAGAUUUCUUAAUAUUAUAUAAUCAGAUUUCAGUUGUCGAUGGUGUAUUACAAUCGGUGGAACAGAUGCUUAAUCACUUUUACAACGACAUUAAGAAUAUCGGAUCGGAAAUGAAUCAACUCCAAGAGAAAUCGAUGAUGAUGAACUACAAAGUAAACAAUAGAAAGCUAUUGAAAGAGAAACUAAUGGAAUUCAUCGAUGUAAUAACUAUUGAUAUAAACUUUUCAAAUCAACUUACAAAAGGUGAAAUCAAUACAGAGUAUGUAAAUUGUUUACAAAAGUUGGAUCAAAAGAUAACGCUGUUCGAUGACUACAAGGUGUUGGCACCGAGUAUCUGCACUUACUCGCAGUACAUCGCGACCGAAGUGAUAAACACCUACGUUGAGAACUCCGAGCGUUACUACUCGAACUACUACCGCAACUACACCAAUAGCUUGUUGAGGAUGCAAGACGACGCCACCAUCAAGUCGGACGUCGGCACCAAGCUAAAGACAAUCUUUAGCAGUGCGACGAACGGCGGUAACAACGAGACCGGUCGUCAUCACUCGAUCGACCUGGCGACGCUACUCCACUCGAUGGCACCAGCCGUAGUCAACAACGGCAGCGUCGCCGCCAAAGACAAAGACAGUGGCAACGGUUUGGUGAGAACCGACCAACUCAAAAAAGAAAUACUGGAUUCGUCGGCCAUUGAAUCACCGGCAUCCGCAUCGUUCUGGGAUGCAGUGCCCGUUAUCAUUCCAACCUCUUCAAACACACCGACCAUCAAAUAUCCAUUCGAACAAGUCUAUAGGUCACUUGUAUUCUUCCUCAUGGAUAUCAUGACAACCGAGACUGAAUUUAUCAACAAGUUUUUCCUUGGUGGUCAAGAUAUGAUAUCCAUUAUCUUCACAAGAUCUAUUUCAUUAUUAAUCGAAACAACAGAAGGUUUCUUAACCAACAGUAAUGAUUUAGUUUGUAUUUCAAUUGUAGUUGGUAUUUUAAAUUAUUUUAAAUAUGUUAUGGUUCAAGAAAGAAAUAUUACAGUUUUGAAUGAAUUGUUGUUUGAUAAACUGUUACCGGUUGCAACCGAUAGAUACCUGAGAGUGUUCAGCAAGCAUAUUACAUUGAUGAAUGGCGUUCUAAUGAAGGAUUUGAAACCAAUCAACUUUUUACAUUCACAUUUCAUUGGCAAGCGUUAUGCAGAGUUCUAUAUGUGUCUGACAGGCUUGAAUGGUUUGAUGAACCGACUACAAUCACAGCUACAAGAACAGAUGUCAGCGAUCGAGAAGCAACACAAUGAACGACAGGAAGAACAUCAGAAACUACAGCAGCUCAUGAAGGAAAAGAAAAAUCAGACCGCUGCCAAUGUCGAGCAACUCGAGUCGCUAGACGACCAGAUCGAUACGUUGGAGGCGACGCAUCUCAAGAAGAAACAACAUCUCCAACAGCUCAACGGUAACCGCGAGUCCGUCCAGAAGACACUCACCCAACUACGCGACUACAGCUUGCAACUCCUCAGAAAGCUCUCGAAUGAGAUCGCUUCGAAACCGGAACAAGUCAUUUUCAUGAUCAACAACUACAGUACGAUUCUGAGUGUGUGGCGUGACUCUCGUCUCAGUGGCGACGACCAAUCGCUCGGCCAGCUGUACGCGCUCUUCCAGUCGGCCACAGCCAAGUAUAUCGACGACCAGCUGUUGGCACUCAAACACUUUAGCGGUAUGAUCUCGUUUGUCAACGAGUGGGCACCGCUCGUCGAGUCGAGCGUCAAGAUCGACCCGGCGAUGAACCCGUCGUUCAACUCGACGGCAGUCGAACACAUAUUCGAGCAAUUCGAGAACAACUGGAAGUCAGCGGUCGCUGUAAUCAAAGACAACAGCAUCAAACACUUUGCAUCGAGUUCACUCGCCAAGAACCGCACCUUCGAUGUACUAUUACAACAACUUCACUACCUCUAUCGUGGCAUGACCAUCGUUGUGCAACACUGUUUCCCAAACCUAAAGAACUCAAAAUAUUUCCGUCCCACUCAAUUCCUACAAGAUAUAAGAGCAAUGUCACCAGGUUCAAAAUUCGAUGAUCUUAUUUAA